Aspergillus calidoustus is the source of this 3918-nucleotide messenger RNA. The record is from the annotation of a GenBank genome assembly. NCBI's taxonomy places the organism in Eukaryota, Fungi, Ascomycota, Eurotiomycetes, Eurotiales, Aspergillaceae.
AUGCGUCGCGCUCGCAAGCACAGCAUGGCCUUUGGCACAGAGGACAGGGACGAGGUCCCCAUGGAGUCGAUCCGUAUGACCCGGCGCUCGCUGCUGUUUCUGUCGGACAUGCAAAAGGACAUUCUCGAGCAGCAGAUCCAGAUGCCGACGCCCAAGGUGGGAUACUUUCAGAUCUAUCGCUAUGCAAAGGGGUGGGACUGGUUUUUUAUUGUCGCUGGCACGGCGUGUGCGAUUGGGGGAGGGGCGGCGCUGCCUUUGUUUACGGUCUUCUUCGGCAACAUCACCUCGACCUUCCGCGACGUCGCAACAUACGCAAUGAGCUACGAGGACUUCUACGACGUCCUGGUCAAAAACGUCUUCUACUUCAUCUACCUGGGCAUCGGCGAGUUCCUCACCAUCGGCUUCGCGACAUUCGCCUUUGUGCACACGGGCAACAGCAUCACGCAAAAGAUCCGCGUGCGCUACCUGCAGGCCAUCCUGCAGCAAAACAUCGCCUUUUUCGACUCCCUGGGCGCCGGCGAGAUCACGACGCGCAUAUCGGGCGACAUGCACCUGAUCCAGGAUGGGAUUUCCGAGAAGGCGAGUCUGGUCCUCACCGGGAUCUCGAGCUUCGUUACGGCUUUUGUUAUUGCGUUUAUCAAGUAUUGGAAGCUGGCGCUUAUUUCGACGUCGACGCUGGGUGCGCUGCUGCUUAUUAUGGGCAUCGGGUCGACGGUGUCGGUCAUCUACAGCAAGAAAUCCAUCGAAUGCUACGGCAAAGGCGGGAGCAUCGCAGAAAACGUCCUCAACUCUAUCCGCACUGUCGUCGCCUUCGGCGCACAAGAAGCCCUCGCCGCAAAAUACGACACACACCUCCGAGACGCAGAGCGUUUGGGCCGAAAAGUCCAAAUGACAUUCGCCGUCGUCAUCGGCGGGAUCCUCGGAAUCAUGUAUCUCAACUACGGGCUGGGCCUGUGGAUGGGCGCGCGCUUCCUUGUCGAGGACUCGGGGAAUGUCGAGCCGGGCGAUAUCCUCACCAUCAUGAUGGCGAUUAUCCUGGGCUCGUAUAGUCUGGGGAAUGUUGCGCCAAAUGUGCAGGCGUUUUCUGAUGCCGUUGCGGCGGCGACGAAGAUCUUGGGGACGAUUGAGAGGCAGUCGCCGUUGAACCCGCUGUCCAGUGAGGGGAAACGGCUCCCAAGAGUUCGGGGGGAGAUUGAGCUGAGGAAUAUCCGGCAUGCGUAUCCCUCGCGGCCUGAAGUGAUUGUCAUGGACAGUUUCAACCUGCGCGUUCCGGCGGGCAAGACGACUGCCUUUGUUGGGCCUUCGGGGUCCGGGAAGAGCACGAUUAUCGGGCUGCUUGAACGAUUCUACAACCCCGUGGCAGGCUCCGUCCUUCUUGACGGGCACGACAUCGAGUCCCUAAACCUGCAGUGGCUACGGCAACAAAUCUCACUCGUCUCGCAAGAACCACAACUCUUCACCGCGACUAUUUACGAGAACAUCAAGCACGGGCUCAUCGGAUCAGAGUACGAGAAGGAGUCCGACGUGCAGAUUCGGCAACGGAUCGUCAAGGCCGCGCACAUCGCCGACGCACACAAUUUCAUCACGGCUCUGCCAGACGGGUACGAGACGAAUAUCGGGUCGUUGGCUUUAUCCGGCGGACAGAAGCAGCGGAUCGCGAUUGCGCGGGCGAUUGUCAAGGAGCCGAAGAUUUUGCUUCUUGAUGAGGCUACUUCGGCGCUGGAUACAAAGUCAGAGGGGCUGGUGCAGGCGGCGCUUGAUCGUGCGGCGGAGGGGCGGACGACCAUUGUUAUUGCGCAUCGGUUGUCGACGAUCAAAUCUGCGCAUAAUAUCGUUGUCAUGAUGGGAGGGAAGAUCGCGGAGCAGGGCACACAUAGCCAGCUGCUCAAGAGAGAGGGAGUCUAUGCCAGUCUGGUGCAAGCGCAGAGCAUCAAAGACGAAGGUAAUGGAGAUGCACAUGAUAAAGAGACAUUGGCGACCCUCUGGUUUGAAGAAGACGACGACUUUGAAUACUACAUCGCCGACUCGCUAUACUCGCCACUGACCCUGUGGAAGCGCGGAAGCACAGCGACUCUCCCAACAUUGCAGGCAGCAACAACGAAGAAAGCACAGCGCUUCUCGCUCUGGACGUUGAUCCGGUUCAUCGCAAGCUUCAACCGGCCGGAAAAGUACAUCAUGGGCCUGGGCCUGGUCCUAUCCCUCUUCGCCGGCGGCGUCCAGCCCGCGCAGUCGGUCCUGCUGGCCAAAGCUGUGAAUGCAAUCUCGAUCCCACCAACAGAGGGAGACAGGCUACGGCACGAGACGAACUUUUGGGCAUCCAUGUUCCUCAUGACUGGUUUGGUCACGAUCUUCCUUUUCGGGUCGCAGGGCAUGCUCUUCGCGUUCAGCGCAGAGAAGCUCAUUCGGCGAGCACGCAGUCAAACAUUCCGUAUCCUCCUGGGACAGGAUAUCUCGUUCUUCGACGAAGAGAACAACACGUCAGGAACGUUGACUACCGUCCUUGCAACCGAUAUCAAGAACCUCGCUGGAAUCAGCGGCGCCACGCUGGGCACCCUGCUCAUCGUGACGGUCAACUUGUUCGGCUCGCUCACGGUGGCAAUGGUGCUGGGAUGGAAGCUCGCGUUGGUUUGCAGCUCUGCAGUUCCUCUCCUCCUCCUCAGCGGCUUCCUACGCACCUGGAUCCUCAGCCGCUUCCAAGCUCGCGGGCGCACAGUGUACCAGAAAUCCGCGAGCGAGGUCAGCGAAGCCGUCACGGCCAUCCGCACCGUCGUCUCCCUGACCAUGGAGCAAGUCAUCCUGACCUCCUACGAGACCCAGCUGCGCCAGCAAGUCCGCUCCGAUAUCCCCUCGAUCCUGCGCUCCUCGUACCUCUACGCGUGCUCGGAAGCGCUCCAAUUCUUCUGCAUGGCGCUCGGCUUCUGGUACGGCGGGAUGCUGCUGGGCCACCACGAGUACACCAUCUUCAAAUUCUACGUGUGCUUCAGCGAAGUGAUCUUCGGCGCACAGGCAGCGGGGAGCGUCUUUAGCUACGCACCGGGAAUGAGCAAAGCCAAGCACGCCGCUGGCGAACUGAAAGCGCUCUAUACGCGCCGCCCCAAAAUCCACGGUCGCAUCGGCGGCGCGCCCGUCGGCUCCUUGAACGGGGCCAUCGAGUUCCGAAACGUCUUCUUCCGGUACCCGACGCGCAUAGCCACACCGGUACUGCAGGGCCUGAGCUUCAAUGUGCGUCCGGGGCAGUAUAUCGCGUUUGUCGGCGCGAGCGGGUGCGGGAAGAGCACGACGAUUGCGCUGUUGGAGCGGUUCUAUAACCCCGUUGCGGGGACAAUCUAUGUGGAUGGGCGGGACAUUACGACGUUGGAUUUGCACGAGUAUCGGAGGAAGCUGGCGUUUGUGGGACAGGAGCCUGCGCUGUUUCAGGGGACGAUCCGGGAGAAUAUUCUGCUGGGCAUGGAGAAUGACGAGGUUGGGGAGGAGGAGAUUGCGAGGGCGUGUCGCGAUGCGAACAUUUAUGAUUUUAUCAUUUCGUUGCCGCAAGGCUUCAACACCGAAGUAGGCAGCAAGGGCGGCAUGCUCUCCGGCGGCCAAAAGCAACGGAUCGCCAUCGCGCGGGCCCUGCUACGCGAUCCCCGGAUUCUCCUCCUCGACGAGGCGACAUCGGCGCUGGACUCGGAAUCCGAAUCCAUCGUGCAGGCAGCACUGGACACGGCAGCCCGGGGUCGGACGACGCUGGCGGUGGCGCACCGGCUCAGCACGAUCCAGCGCGCCGACGUGAUCUACGUGCUGGCCAACGGGCGCAUUGCAGAGGCCGGGGCCCAUGCUGAGCUGCUGCGCAAGAGGGGGCAUUACUAUGACCUGGUGAAUCUGCAGAGCUUGACGUGAUACGGAGCCGUGGUACUGGGACUAUAAUUUAAGCCGAGG